CGCCAUCUUUAGAAAACACUCAGGGGGGAAGAGCCUAGUAGUCUUCCUCGUUUUUUUUGUAGAGAGUUUUAAGCCGUGCUUAGGUAAACCUUACAGCCGUCUUCACGCAGUUGUAAUUGUAACGUAUUGCUGCGUUUUCUCAGCUGAAAUAUAUAGCGAGCAAUCGACCGAGGGAGACCAUGGGGGUGAAGGUGCAGCGUCCUCGGUGCUUUUUUGACAUCGGCAUCAGCAACGUGUUGGUGGGAAGAGUUAUCGUUGAACUUUUCUCUGACGUGUGUCCUAAAACGUGUGAGAACUUCCGCUGCCUCUGCACAGGUGAAAAAGGAUUGGGGAAGGGCACACAGAAACCGCUGCAUUAUAAAGGAUGUGUGUUUCAUAGAGUCGUGAAGGAUUUUAUGAUUCAAGGUGGAGACUUCAGCGAAGGCAAUGGUAGAGGUGGGGAGUCAAUCUACGGAGGAUUCUUUGAAGAUGAAAGCUUUUCUGUCAAACACAAUAAGGAGUAUCUUUUGUCUAUGGCAAACAGAGGCAAAGAUACCAAUGGGUCACAGUUCUUCAUAACAACAAAGCCCACACCGCACCUAGAUGGUGUCCACGUGGUCUUCGGUCAGGUAAUCGCAGGUCAAGAUGUGAUUAAGACCAUUGAAAGUCAGAAGACGGAUGCCAGCAGCAGACCUUAUGCAGAAGUGAAAGUUCUGAACUGCGGGGAACUCAUUCCCAAAUCAAAAGCGAAAAAAGAGGAGAAGAAGAGGCAGAAGUCUAGCGCCUCUAGCGACAGCGACAGCUCGAGUGAGUCCGAGUCCUCGGAGGAUUCUUCCUCCGAGUCAGGAGAUUCCGAGAAGGAGUCGAAGAAGCGGAAGAAGAAGCACAAGAAAGAGUCCAAGAAGAGGAAGAAGGAAAAGAAAGAAAAGAAACAGCCAACAAAAGGCAGUAAUAAUGAGGAGAGCGCUGAGGAGAAGCCCGAGGUCCAGCCCAUCUCCACUGUGAGGCCUGAAGAGAUUCCCCCUAUCCCAGAAAACAAGUUCCUUAUGCGGAGGAGUCCCCUGCCGCAGCCGAAAGAGGAUGAGGUGAAGGAAAAAAGGAAGGAAAAACCCAGGGAAAGCUUGUUGCUAAAUUCUCAUCCAUCGUCGUAUCGGAGGAUGCUGGUAACAAGAUCUGGCAGGAAGAUUAAAGGAAGGGGGCCGAGGCGUUACCGAACACCCUCGCGCUCCAGGUCCAGGUCGAGAGACAGAUUCCGGCGCAGCGAGACCCCACCGCACUGGCGCCAGGAGAUGCAACGAGCCCAGAGAAUGAGGGCACCUAGUGGAGAGCGCUGGAUCAAGGGGGACAAGAGUGAUUUGGUGGAGAACAAGAAUGAAGCCGUGAAGCCCCCAGUAAGAGGGAGGGAGAGAAAGACCUCGGAGAACAAACACGAUGCUUCAGAUAGUCCUGGAAGGAACAAAGAGAAGAAGGAGGAGAAGAGGGGUCACUCACACAGGUCUGGAAGCAAAGACAAGGAGGCCCAAAAAAACACAGACAAGGACGACAAGGAUGAUAAGCAUAACAAGCACAAGGCCAAGAAGAAGGGCAGAUCUCGAAGCCAGAGUAAGAGUAAGGAGAAGGGUGGCAGGUCAAGGAGCAGAGAGAGGGAUCACAAGCGAGGGAAAGCUGGUGAGAGAAGGGGCAGAUCAAAGAGCAAAGAGCGAAAUGACACCAAAGGGAAGGAGAAACCAGCGGAACCGGGAGCAAAGGAACAAGAGAAGAGUAAAGAAGGGACCAGGCCUGCAACUGAGGCUGACAGCAAGGAAAAGGAGGAGAGGAGAGGCAGGAAUGGGGAGAAGUUUAGGGCAAAGUCUAGGAGCAAGGAGCGGCACCAGAGGUCCAGCAGCAGGAGUAGGGAGAGGGGCAGACGAGCGUCGUCCCGUGACAGAGAGCGGGACAGGGGACGGGACCGGCAGCGCAGCAGGAGCCGAGACCGCCAGCGCAACAGAGACAGAGAGGACCGGAGGCGAGGUAGAUCCAGGAGCCGUGACCGAAAGAGGAGCCCUGAACAGACCAACAGCAAGGACUCCAGGAAGAGCAGGCGCUCCAGGAGCAGAAGUGCUGACAAGGACCGCAGCCAAAACAAAGACGGCUCCUCUCGUCAGUCAAGGAGUAGGGAGCGUGAGGAGGCCCGCAGGAGGAAGCGGUCGAGGAGCCGCGAGAGCAGCAGCAGCUCUGAGAGUGACGCAGCAAAGAGGGGCAGAAACAAGGAUCGAAGGAGCUCAGGGAGUAAGAGCCCCAGCUCUAAGAAGAGAGAGGGCGGCCGACAAACGGAGCCGCCUCCCAAGGCUAAGGAGGACAAGAAGAAGGCUGAUGAGGAGCAAGACCAGAAGUCAAAGAGCCAGGAAAAAGAGAGCGAUCACAAAAAGAAGUACAAUUCCAGCCCAAGUUCAGAUGAAAGCGAUUAAUGUUGCUUGCAGUUUUCCUGACACUUUGAAGCAUUUCUUUCUGGACAAAAAAAAAAACAGUGGUUCAUACAGCUACAGACAGGUUGGAGAUCUUUUUAAAUAACUUCAGUUGACUGUUGGAGGAAUUGGCAGUCUGGGAUAUUUAUAAUACUGAAGUUUUAUUAAAACUUUAGGAGCUGGUUUUGUUGUUUUUGGGUGUGACUCUUGAGAUUGGAGUUAUUUUUGUAUUGAUUUGAGUGAAGUUCCAUCUUCUACCAACAUGGGAUGACCAGUGUGAAUGCUGUACAACAGUCACUUGAGUACAAAGUGGCCCCUUUAAAGUGACUGACUUGCCUCCAUGGUAAUAUUUGUUAUAGAGUGGAUCUUAGUUGCUGUUCUGUUUCCCAUGGCUUUCUUCUCUCACGUUCCUUCCAACAACCCUCCCCUUAAUGUGUACAACUGUAAAAAAAGAAUUGAUUUCUGUCAACGACACAUGGCUAAAUGGACCUUCUUUUUGUUUCCUACAACAGAUUUUCAAUGAUGUUAAUGCCAGAUUAGUUUGAUGCAUCGGCUGUGUAUUUCUGAUGCUGGUUCAGAUACGUCUGAGCUGUUGAAGUCAGUGGUAAAGUAAACAGUCAAUAGGCGCUUACCAUGCGCACCAGUGGUAAGAGUGUUUAUCUGCCUGUUAAAGGUCCUUUUGUUAAAAUACUGUAAGAGGAUAAAUCAGUGAUGAUGUUGGAUUGUAUGACCUCAGAAUGAUUCUAUUUUUACUUGUUCUUUGGAAAGAAAUGUCAAUUCACCUGAUUUUUGUCAGUACUUGUUUUGCUUCAGCUGGGUUGAUUUAGAUGUCUCCCUUUUUCAUUGUACGCUGAUACUUUUUUUAUCUGUAAAUUCUUAAGUUGGGUACCUGGCAUGAGGAGAUGUUGCAGAUGAAUGCCCCAAACUGAGUGUACAGAAUAAACUGAAAUGGCUUCCCUCCUCUCCUCCAAGAAACUGUCAACCCUAUCUGCUAAGUCAGUGAAUUUGUGAAUUCUUGCUAAAUAUUCCAUAUCUUACAUGCUAAAUGAUAUAGAGAAGAUGUGUAAAUAUGCCUCUCUCCUGUUUUGGACUGCGCACCCCCCCCCCCAGUGUAUUACAGCUACACAUGUAGGCCCCUACCCCCUGAUCCUCCUGUGAAUGAGAAUUUCAAGCUUUACGGUGUAAACAAAUAAGAUUCCUUAGAUUGUGAAGGUGAGUAUUACAAUAAAACCCUAUGUACCACAGGUGAAUUUGUAUCAGCCCUUACUGUGAAUUCCUUAAUGCAGAAUUUAAGUUGGGUAGUUAGACUUGAAUCAUUCUAAAGGAUUAAUUUCGGGGCUGUGAUGGUGGUACAUGUAUAUUAGGGAAAUAUUUCCAUAAAUUAUGCACUGUAUAGUAGGAUGAAGUUACUAAGGUCACCUGGCAUAUUCAGCUACAGCAAGUAUUUUUAAUGCCUCAUUAUUUUGUGUCAUUUAAGAAAUUUUAAUCAGUUGAUUAUGUGUCAUUGAUUUUUGCAGCAUUGGUUUGUAAACAUUCAAAAAGAUUUUCUGUGAGUGAUCAUUUUAGUUUGUUGGUGCAGUAGUUCCCCACACUAUCUUAUUACUUUGACAGGUAAGGGUAUGAAUUUGAUUUAAAGUCUCAGACUGUAGACUGUUAAAACAUAUAUUGUUCUUUCUUGUUGCGGUUCGUUUUUUGUGCUGGCUCCUCACGGCCGUUGUCAUUAGCAGAUUUGGGUAGAAAACAUUAACCAUAGCAAUUUUAUGCUUGAUGACGCAAGAUAAAAAUUAGCUUGUAACUGUGUCAAUGUUAUAUACUCUGCAAAGAUGUAACUUCAACAGUCCAUUUAGAGAGAUGCCAGACAAUCAAACUUUUACCAUCGACUGACAGUUUCUGCAUGUGUCCCAAGGCCCACACUUAUUGUCAACCAGACAGCUUAAUUGGGAAGACUGGUGUCACCAGGCAAAGGAGAGCUGAUGAAAAGCUAUCUAAUACGUUAAUAUGCAAUACAUUUAAGGAGAACGUUUAAGAAAUGUCAUUAUCAUUAGUAUUAUUUUCUCCAAAGGCUGCUUGGCAACAGUGGUUCCGGAGAGGAUCUUAGCCCAUUCUUAGUGGACAAGACUGUGUCACAACAUUGUACUGUGGACACUAUUCAUUCGCAAAGAAGUCUUUGUGGUGGGUGCAGAUUUCGCUCCAGGCCUGAUCAUUUCUACAUGUGCCUUUGUUAUAUGGCGUUUAAACUUGGAUUUGGGUUUUCCAUUAUGUUAAUAUUGUUUAACCAGGAUGUAUAUUGUGAAUGACAAACUGUUCCAGAAUUAGUAAGUUUUGCAUAGCAAUAAGAUUUAAAAGUAGUAUAUAAAAUGUAUCCCCUUUCUGUUUUACCAAUAAAUUGUAUUCAUGCUUUUUGAAAGUA
Molecule: messenger RNA, 4833 nt
Organism: Brienomyrus brachyistius
Lineage: Eukaryota; Metazoa; Chordata; Actinopteri; Osteoglossiformes; Mormyridae
Gene: ppig
Product: peptidylprolyl isomerase G (cyclophilin G)
Exons: 13
Coding region: 180-2426 (748 amino acids)
Biological process (GO): protein peptidyl-prolyl isomerization; protein folding
Cellular component (GO): nucleus
Molecular function (GO): peptidyl-prolyl cis-trans isomerase activity
Source: RefSeq, a predicted model, not a curated record